Physella acuta is the source of this 1910-nucleotide messenger RNA. RefSeq lists its product as uncharacterized. NCBI's taxonomy places the organism in Eukaryota, Metazoa, Mollusca, Gastropoda, Physidae. Gene Ontology annotation, molecular function: protein binding. The record is from RefSeq and is a predicted model, not a curated record.
UUUGUACGGGUCAGCCAUUUCUCAGGACAAACAAUGGCAACGUACAAACCCAGCAAAGAGAUCUACAAGAAACAACUGAACUCUAUGCUUGAAUGCUUAGAGAAACAAACAGUACAGUUACACAAUCUAAUCAAUGCAAAUAUCAAUAAGGUGACAGCUAGAACCAGAGAAUGGAUGGAACAAAUCAAAGAUGACAUGACAUUUAAUGACAUCGUGUCAUUGAUAACCUCUGCCAACACGUCUGUCCUCUAUAGCACAGAGGUUAUGGAAGGUAUGAGCUCAGAACAGCAGCAUCUACAAGAACAGGCAGAGCACAGCGAAGGUGAAAACUCACAAGUACAGCAACACAUAUACACAGCCAGCAACGAUACCAACUUUUCCCGUAUACUAACACGACUCGACUCUUUGGAAACAUCGGUGUCGUUACUUCAAAAACACAACAGAGAGCAAAAGUCAGUUGACGCCAACAUAAUUGAAAAUUUGACCAAACAACAAGAAGCGUCACAGCUAAAAAUAGACAAACUUUCAAAGAAACAAAAAACUUUUAAUAAAAACUUUAACCGGAAAAUGAGUGAGGUGGAAAAUGAAAUGCAGGAGAUUCGUGGUACAAUGGAAACUAUGCAGAAAAAGUUGAACACUACGGACAGGAAACUUGAAAGCUGUAUACAAGAGUGUAAUGAAUGUAAGAGCAAUAUCGGCAGAAUAGAUACAGAGAUUAACAACCUAAAAGGCAGAGACGAGUGUAUACAAGAAUUGUCUGAAAAGCAAGUUAUGCUUUGCUCGGUGAUACAGCGAAAACUACUGCCUUUGGAUAAACUCAACAACAUUUGUAGACAGAACUUUGCGUCGAGAGAACAUUACAUAAACCAGCUUCAAAAUAUUAAAGAAGAUAUUGCUAAGCGAACAUCCACGUUUCAAGAAAAUGGUUCUUCAAGCUCAUUUGUUGGAUUCUCUGCGUCAAGAAAUGUGGCAACACUAUACACGAAUCUCAAAGGAUGUAUCGUGCAGAAAUAUGAUGACGUCAGAUGCAAUGCUGGCGGCCAUUUUAAUUCGACAACUGGAGAGUUCACAGCCCCUGCAGGUGGACUCUAUGUUGCUAUUUUUAGCACUCAACAGGAAGAAGCAGACGAGAUCCGCAUGGAGCUGAUCCAUACAUCCGGUGCUACUGAAAACGAGGCCGGUUACAUGGUGACGUCAGUAGCCGAUUCACUGGAGACAACGUCUGCUGUAGUCCACAUGAAAGCUGGUGACACUCUAGUGUUGAAGUACAAUAAUCCCAACAGCCCAGGCGAUGUAAUCACUCAUACACAUUUUUCAUGUUUUAAACUGUAAAAUUUGCAUGUAUCAACAACACGAUGAAUAAAACUAAUGUCCUACAAUGUUGACAUCCCAUUUAAUAUAAUGACUGACACAAAUUUUUCAUGUUUUAAACUGUAAAAUUUCCCUGUAUCAGCAACACGAUGAAUAAAACUAAUGUCCUACAAUGUUGACAUCCCAUUUAAUAUAAUGACUGACACAAAUUUUCAUGUUUUAAACUGUAAAAUUUGCAUGUAUCAACAACACGAUGAAUAAAACUAAUGUCCUACAAUGUUGACAUCCCAAUUAAUAUAAUGACUGACACGAAUUUUUCAUGUUUUAAAAUGUAAAAUUUGCAUGAAUAAAAAACACCUAGAUGAAUAAAAAUAUGUAUAACAAUGUUGACAUCCCAUUCAAAUUCAAUAUAAUCUCUUACAUGAGUAUUUCGUAUCGAACUGUAAAAUUUGCAUAUAUCAACAACAAGAUGAAUAAAAAUAAUGUCCUACAAUAUUGACAUCCCAUUCAGUAUAAUCACAGACACAAGUGUUUCAUGUUUUAAACGGUAAAAUUAGCAGACAUUGGCACAAUUAUAAAAUAUAGACACAAAAAGCUAA